Messenger RNA from Pungitius pungitius (ninespine stickleback), 1309 nucleotides. Its product is annotated as glutathione S-transferase kappa 1-like. Gene Ontology annotation, molecular function: glutathione transferase activity; glutathione peroxidase activity. The transcript has 7 exons. Gene Ontology annotation, biological process: glutathione metabolic process. Bases 300 to 986 code for a protein of 228 amino acids. NCBI's taxonomy places the organism in Eukaryota, Metazoa, Chordata, Actinopteri, Perciformes, Gasterosteidae. Gene Ontology annotation, cellular component: peroxisome; mitochondrion. The record is from RefSeq and is a predicted model, not a curated record.
GGUAAUGUGGUGGUUGGUCUGUUUUACCAGUCCACAGGCGGCCAGACGUGGUUACUAAUUAACGUUAUAUAUCCCUGUUGUUGUUUUUUAGCUCUAGCUAACAGUAGCUAAUUUACAGCUAACGUGUCAAGCUAAAUCUGCGCUGAUUGGCCCGUGAAGUACAGCGAUGAGAUAAGUCACGUUACCACAUCGCAGACUAGUUCGACCCACACGUCGCUGCACCGACAGACGAUUCGCGAUAACUUCUAAAUUUAACUUCGGUGUCACUUCGAACAAAAGUAAGAGCCGCAUAGCUGAAGAUGGCAUCCAAGAAAGUGGUCGAGUUUUUCUACGACGUGGUGUCUCCGUACUCGUGGCUUGGUUUUGAGAUAAUGUGCCGCUACAGAAACGUGUGGAACAUAGAACUCAAACUGCGCCCCGCAUUUCUGGGUGGUGUGAUGCAAGGGUCAGGAAACAAGCCCCCUGGUGUGGUUCCAAAAAAAUUCCAGUACAUGGGCAAGGAUCUGGCCCGCUUGUCCGGAUAUUUUGAUGUUCCCCUGCAGACUCCAGCUGACCCCUUUGAGGCCAUGUUCCAAAAAGGCUCCUUGGCUGCUAUGCGAUUUGUCACAGCAGUACAAGAGAGGGAGAAGCUUGGGGACAACCAAGUGGAGCGCGUGUCCCGGGAGCUGUGGAGAAGGAUCUGGAAUGAGGACAAAGACAUCACAGAACCGUCCUCAUUGUCAGAGGCAGCGAUGAAAGCAGGACUGUCUGACAGCGAGAUUAAAGAAGUGCUGGAGCUGUCCAGCUCAAAGGAGAUCAAAGACAAGCUGAAAAGCGCAACACAGAAUGCUCUUGAUCAGGGGGCAUUUGGCUUCCCUCUUGUGGUGUGCCACGUAAAUGGAAAGCCAGAGGUGUUUUUUGGAUCUGACAGAUUUGAGCUCAUGGCACACUGCAUUGGGGAGAAGUGGCUGGGACCUCAGCCUGACAAGUCCGCUUCCAAGCUGUGAGAUGCCAAGCUUCUAACAGAUUCUCAUUCUAAUGAUGUCACCAAGUGAUUAAUUAUGUGCCUAUUAUUAAAAAAAAACACAUACUCUUGUUUUCAUUUCUAAUGAAAAUGAAUUAAAUGAAAAUACAAAGGUGCAUUCAUGAAAAUAAAAUGUGUAUUUUCUACAUGAUGUAACACCUAAUUCAGUAUUUUUACUGAAUGCCUGUCCAGGCGCUUUGAGUGGUGGUACAGUUGGUCUGCCAUUUUUUGUCCAGCUUGAAAUAACUUUAAAACUGCUGUUAAACAAUCCGAAUGAAUUAUAAAUAAAAGGUUUGAUUAAAUAAC